Molecule: messenger RNA, 897 nt
Organism: Truncatella angustata
Lineage: Eukaryota; Fungi; Ascomycota; Sordariomycetes; Amphisphaeriales; Sporocadaceae
Exons: 1
Coding region: 1-897 (298 amino acids)
Source: RefSeq, a predicted model, not a curated record
AUGUUGAAAUCGUCCACUCUCGCUGUCUGCUCGUCCUCAAAUCUCCCCACCUUCAUAUGGCCGUUCCCUUCGAUAACGUCACCAUCUGCGCCCACGCGGCCACAACUUGCCAAACCAGUCCAACAGCCACAGCAGAGGAGGCGAGGUCCCCGUAGUUAUGCCACGGUGAACGAUAGAUCCAGAAGCUGCUCGGGUUCCCCACCGCCCUCAAAAUGGCCAUCGUGUGCCAAUCCAACACCCUAUCAGAUCUUCGACCAGCAGAAGAAGGCGCCCUAUAGUAAAGCCCGCUUCUACGAGCUCGUCAAGAUAUACCAUCCCGAUAGACAUCGACAGACGCCAGGGGACAAACUGACAGACGAUGCGCGACUAGAGAGGUACCGGCUUGUCGUAGCCGCCAACGAGGUCUUGUCCGAUCCCACAAAACGCCGCGCGUACGACCUAUAUGGUGCCGGUUGGAAUUCCAUUCGUUCUAUGGAUAGUACCACCUACCGUCAUGCCGACACAAGCUGGCGCAAGGAGCCCGGUAACCCCUCAAUGAAUGCGACGUGGGAGGAUUGGGAGAGAUGGUAUGGAGAACGAGACGGCAGACCGAAGCAGAAACAGCAGCCCGUCUUCAUGAGCAACGAGCUCUUCGUCGUUGUGCUGUGUGGUUUUGUCGUCGCAGCUAGCAUGGGUCAGGCCAGGAGAGCAAGUACCACAACAAUGAACAUUGUCGAGAUACGCGAUCAGCAGCAUGACGCCAUCAGCAGUGAUAUUAAGAGGAGGAGGAUCGAACAGGGAGGGUUGACCAGGCACGAGAGAGUCGAGAGCUUCUUGAAGCAGCGAGAGGGGUGGAAUUCCCCUGCUGCGACCGUGCCACAUGGGCGACAAGACGAUCAUGAUAGCAAAAAAGAUUGA